Molecule: messenger RNA, 693 nt
Organism: Daldinia childiae
Lineage: Eukaryota; Fungi; Ascomycota; Sordariomycetes; Xylariales; Hypoxylaceae
Product: putative very-long-chain (3R)-3-hydroxyacyl-CoA dehydratase
Exons: 3
Coding region: 1-693 (230 amino acids)
Biological process (GO): sphingolipid biosynthetic process; very long-chain fatty acid biosynthetic process; fatty acid elongation
Cellular component (GO): endoplasmic reticulum membrane
Molecular function (GO): 3-hydroxyacyl-CoA dehydratase activity
Source: RefSeq, a predicted model, not a curated record
AUGGCCGAUACUAAGAAGCCCGUUAAGAAAUCUUCACCUAUCAAGAAUGGUUAUCUUAUCCUCUAUAAUGCCGUGUCGGCCGCUCUCUGGCUCACCGUGUUAAGCCGCGUCGUCAUCGUCAAUCUGAAUAGCACUCCACAGGCGGUCUACCCUACUGUUGGCGAGUUUUGCAAGUGGACGCAGACGUUGGCUGGAAUGGAGAUUUUACACUCGCUACUAGGUGUCGUGCGCGCCCCGUUCUUUACAACCUUCAUGCAAGUCUUCAGCAGAUACGCGAUCGUGUGGGGGAUUACCGGAUUAUUCCCCGAGCUCGCCCUCGGAAGCGGUAACGGUGACGGUUACAGCAGCUUAGCGUACUCAUCGAUGCUAGUAGCAUGGGGUGUUACCGAAGUCAUCCGAUAUUCGUUCUUCGCAUUAUCGCUCUCGUCGGGCGGGCAACCACCUUCGAUACUGCACUGGCUGCGCUACCAUACUUUCUUUAUUCUGUAUCCUAUAGGUAUUUCCAGCGAAGCUUACCUGAUCUGGCGCGCCGUUGAGCCUGCCAAGGACGGUGUAAGCCCGCUAUACUCAACCGUACUUUUUGGAUACGUCGCGUUGGUUUACCCACCGUCUGCGUAUUUCUUGUAUACGCACAUGAUGGCUCAGAGACGAAAGAUUUUCGGGACCAAGACACAAAAGAAGGUCACGAAGUAG